Molecule: messenger RNA, 511 nt
Organism: Coregonus clupeaformis (lake whitefish)
Lineage: Eukaryota; Metazoa; Chordata; Actinopteri; Salmoniformes; Salmonidae
Product: phosphopantothenoylcysteine decarboxylase
Exons: 3
Biological process (GO): coenzyme A biosynthetic process
Cellular component (GO): phosphopantothenoylcysteine decarboxylase complex
Molecular function (GO): phosphopantothenoylcysteine decarboxylase activity; FMN binding
Source: RefSeq, a predicted model, not a curated record
CGUGGAACCAAUGUUUACGGAAGCUGCAUCAAGCGAAGUUCGUAGCGGCCAAAGUUAGGCGAUAUUUAGCGUCUUCUCUGCAAUCAGCAUGCUCCCAAUUACGUCUUGAAGUUGUUUUUGUAGUGAUCGUUUUCCAGCUAACAUGCAGGCUGAAUCACCCGUAACUUCUCCGAAAUUUGAUUUGUUAGAUUCGUGUGGUAAAUUCCGUGUGCUGGUUGGUGUCACGGGUAGUGUGGCAGCUCUCAAAGUGCCUCUAUUGGUCUCCCAACUUCUAGAGUUACCCGGGGUGGAUGUGCGUGUUGUCACUACAGAACACGCCAAGCACUUCUACAACCCUGCUGAGGUGGCUGUCAGCGUCUACAGCGACGCAAAUGAGUGGGAGCUGUGGACCCAGCGUUCUGACCCUGUGCUGCACAUAGAGCUGAGACGCUGGGCUGACCUCCUCGUUAUAGCCCCUCUGGACGCUAACACACUGGGGAAGAUCGCCAGCGGCAUCUGUGACAACUUACUG